AUGACUUCGUCCAAGGGCUCAACGGCGGCCGGCGUUUCACAUACCCACUCGAUACGUUUGACCGCGCCCAGUUCAUCCGAUGCCCAGAAGCUGGAAAACGCUGAACUGCGAUACCAUAUGGGCCUGUUAAAUUCUACAUCGACACAGGAGGCUAAGGAGGCUUCUCUCGCACCCAUAGUCUCAGGCUGCGUACUCAGGCACAAAUCAGACUCCACAGAGUCAACCUCGGGAAUCUCUCAAUAUGGACUACUGGCAGGGCUAUGCCAUGUUCUAACAUCUAUCGACCCAAAGCAGGAGCUGAAUUUGGAAGAUUCUGGAGACCCUCGGCUUUUCUUUAACGUUACAUCGCCAUCAAGUACAUUUAUAUGUGGCUCGCAAGGUUCUGGUAAGAGCCAUACAUUAUCAUGCAUGUUAGAGAACUGUUUGAUACCGUCGAAAGCAGGACAGCUUCCUCGCCCUCUCACUGGCGUGUUGUUUCAUUAUGAUACGUUCAUUAGUGAUACUGGGGGUUCGCCCUGUGAAGCAGCAUUUCUCUCAUCGAAUGAUGCUGUUACGGCGGUUUAUUCAAGAUUCAAUAUCCGUGUUGACCCACUACAGAUCGAUCAAAAGGAUCUUAACACAAAGCGCAUGCAGGAUCUCAUGGCGGUCAGCCAGGAAGGCGGGCCGAUGCCUCUCUACAUGCAUACCGUGAAAACAAUUCUACGAGAUAUGCGGAUUCAGCAGCAACUUACGGGGACCGGGUUUGACUAUGGGGAGUUUCUAAAGAGAGUGAUGAACUCUGACUUGACUUCCUCCCAGUUUGGGCCUCUCAAACAGCGCUUGGAUACCCUACAGAGUUUUAUGCCCCAGGGACAGGCCAAUUCUUACGACAAGAAGGGAAAGAAAUCUUUACUGAGCAAAGGCACAGACUGGGAACCUCAGUCCGGUCACUUGACCAUUGUUGACCUUUCUUGUCCAUGUAUUUCCCCAGACACGGCAUGUUCACUAUUCAAUGUUUGCCUGGAGAUUUUUCUCGAGCAAAAUCCUGCAAUUGGGCGGGUUGUGGCUUUGGAUGAAGCUCAUAAAUACAUGAACUCAUCCCCCGAAGCCUAUGGAUUUACCAACACGUUGCUAUCCGCUGUUCGGCUACAGCGGCACCUCGGAGCUCGUGUAAUCAUCUCAACACAGGAACCGACGAUUUCUACUGCUCUCCUGAACUUGUGUUCCGUCACAAUCGCCCACCGUUUUACUUCCCCCGAAUGGCUACGAACCUUGCGCAGCCAUUUGGCAGCAGCUGCGGCUGACGCGAAGAAUGGGCCAGCGCCUAACCCGUCAGACGAAAAUAGUGUGGAAAACAGUUCGGCUUCGCUUUUUGACAGGAUUGUUCGCUUAGACGUCGGCGAAGCACUAUUGUUCUCUCCAAGUGCUAUCGUUGGAGCAAGUGAUAGGGGAGAUAAUCAGCUUGCAUUGCACCGGCUAGGUACUGAAUGUGUGACUGUUAAGAUUCGAGCGAGGUUGACUCUGGAUGGUGGAAAGAGUAUCCUCUCACACUGA
Molecule: messenger RNA, 1533 nt
Organism: Nannizzia gypsea CBS 118893
Lineage: Eukaryota; Fungi; Ascomycota; Eurotiomycetes; Onygenales; Arthrodermataceae
Exons: 4
Coding region: 1-1533 (510 amino acids)
Source: RefSeq, a predicted model, not a curated record